AUGAAAACUCAUCUCCUCUGCCUGGAGCUCUUCCUCCUGGCGGGACACCUCCUCGUGGCCGGUGGACAGCUGGAGCCCAAGAGGCCGGCGCCCCAGGCUCCCCUCUCCGUCACUCAGAGACUGGGACUGGUGGAGAGGGAGGUCCAGGGUCCGGUGAGGCCCAACAUCACCAUGCCCCGCCGCCGCCUCCCCCCCAUGUGCACGGGGCCCACGGAAAUCAGAGACACCUUCAAGUACAUCAACACUGUGGUGUCCUGCCUGGUGUUCGUCAUCGGUAUUAUUGGCAAUUCCACCUUACUGAGGAUCAUCUAUAAGAACAAAUGCAUGCGGAACGGGCCGAAUAUAUUGAUUGGAAGCCUUGCUCUUGGGGACCUGCUCCAUAUCAUCAUUGGCAUCCCUAUCAACGUUUACAAGCUCCUGGCAGAGGACUGGCCGUUUGGGGUGACUUUGUGCAAGCUGGUGCCAUUUGUCCAGAAAGCCUCGGUGGGGAUUACAGUGUUGAGUCUGUGCGCUUUGAGUAUUGACAGGUAUCGCGCAGUGGCCUCUUGGAGUCGGAUCAAAGGGAUCGGAGUGCCAAAAUGGAUGGCCAUCGAGAUAGCCCUGAUCUGGAUACUGUCCAUCACCUUAGCGGUGCCGGAGGCGGUGGCCUUCGACAUGCUCACCAUGGACUACAAGGGGGAACACUUGAGAAUCUGUUUGCUGCAUCCCAUGCAGAGAACAGACUUCAUGAAGUUUUAUAAAUCAGCAAAGGACUGGUGGCUCUUCAGCGCAUAUUUCUGCCUGCCGUUGGCCUGCACCGCCAUUUUCUACACCCUGAUGACCUGCGAGAUGCUGAGGAAAAAGAACGGCGUCCAGAUUGCUCUCAGCGACCACCUGAAACAACGGAGGGAGGUGGCUAAGACGGUGUUUUGUCUGGUUCUGGUCUUCGCUCUGUGCUGGCUGCCCCUUCACCUCAGCCGCAUCCUGAAGCUCACCAUCUACGACGAGAAAGACCCCAACCGCUGCGAGCUGCUCAGUUUCUUCCUGGUUCUGGACUACAUUGGAAUCAACAUGGCCUCCAUCAACUCAUGCAUCAAUCCCAUUGCCCUCUACAUGGUCAGCAAACGCUUCAAGAACUGCUUCAGGUCGUGUCUGUGCUGCUGGUGCCUCCCCGCUGAGAUGUUAAUGGACGAGAAGCAGUCGUGCAUGAAACUCAAAGUCACAGACCGGGCCUCUGACCAGAGCAACUCCCGCGUGACCAACAAGUCCACCACCACCUAAAGGAAGCCCACAGGUGAGCGAGGA
Molecule: messenger RNA, 1284 nt
Organism: Menidia menidia (Atlantic silverside)
Lineage: Eukaryota; Metazoa; Chordata; Actinopteri; Atheriniformes; Atherinopsidae
Source: the annotation of a GenBank genome assembly